Messenger RNA from Nilaparvata lugens (brown planthopper), 4434 nucleotides. It is a transcript of the gene Oseg4, whose product is annotated as WD repeat-containing protein 35. The transcript is spliced from 24 exons. The record is from RefSeq and is a predicted model, not a curated record. Gene Ontology annotation, cellular component: non-motile cilium; intraciliary transport particle A. Bases 233 to 3595 code for a protein of 1120 amino acids. Gene Ontology annotation, molecular function: protein binding. Gene Ontology annotation, biological process: protein localization to cilium; intraciliary retrograde transport; non-motile cilium assembly. NCBI's taxonomy places the organism in Eukaryota, Metazoa, Arthropoda, Insecta, Hemiptera, Delphacidae.
AAUUGACGUGCAAAAAAUGGUUCAAUAUUUUUAGAUUUGAAGGCUCGAUGUCUAGUUGUUCGACUUUUUAGUACAAGGUUUAGUUUGUUUUGUUUACACUUUAUUACUUGGUUACGGCGAUUCCCAAACUUUCUAUGCAGUAUUUUGUACAAGUUGAUGUUCCCCCGGUAUUUACCAUGAUUUAAUCCACAUUUCACUGCUUCUGAACCAUCAGUUCCUAUUAUUUAUCUCAAUGUUCAUCUAUCUGAGUAAGAAGAUCGCGAUACCGAACAACACAAAAAUCAACUGCCUGGCAUGGAGCAGCGAACAAGGGUGGAUUGGAGUGGGGGGUGAUGACGGCCUGUUGAAAGUUUUGAAACUUGAUCCAGGUAAAGAUGCCAAGGUGAAGGGUUUGGCAGCUCCAGCCAAUCUGUCCAUGAACCAAACACUGGAGGGACAUAAUGGCAAAAUACAGGUUAUCACGUGGAAUGAGCAACACCAAAAGCUUACCACCAGUGAUCAGAAUGGCCUCAUCAUUGUGUGGAUGUUGUACAAGGGCUCCUGGUACGAAGAAAUGAUAAAUAAUAGAAAUAAAUCAGUGGUGAAAGGCAUGGCUUGGAAUUCCGAUGGACAGAAAAUCUGUAUAGUUUAUGAGGACGGUGAGUAUGGAGCUCAGGAGCAUAAGAUGAAAGUGAACAUUGAAUGCGUGAUCAGUGCGCAUGCGCAGGUGGUUGGUCUGUGCUGGUACGACGGUCGUAACGGCUACAUCGAGGAAGAGUGUCCCUGUCUGGCCAUCUGCUUCAACACGGGUCAUGUGCAGAUUAUGCGCCGAGAGAAUGACGAUGCCCCCGUUCAGUUAGACACAGGGAUCAGUGCGACAUUCUGUGCGUGGAACCAUAAUGGCAGCAUCCUGGCCAUCACUGGAUCGACGAUGCUAACUGGAGACGACAAGGAGACAAACAUUAUCCAGUUCUUCACGCCUUUCGGAGAGUUGGUGCGCUCGCUGAAGGUGCCAGGUCGUUCGGUGUCGUCAUGCGCGUGGGAGGGAGGCUCACUCCGCGUGGCUCUGUCGGUCGACUCUUACAUCUACUUCGCCAACAUUCGGCCCAGCUACAAGUGGACAUACUUCUCCAACAGUGUGGUCGUCUACUCCUAUAACCGACCCUCGGCCGUCGGCACACACGUCACAUUCUGGGACACCAACAACAAAGAGUGUCAUCAUAAAACGGUGAGAGGUCUGCUGAGUGUGGCUUCCCAUAAGGACCACUGUGUGCUGGCGGUCAGAACUGAUGACUCAGCAAAUCCGUACGGACUACUUCUCUGCAACGCCAUUGCUACGCCUGUCGACUCAAAAUACAUGGACAUGGAACCGCUUUGGGUGGCAAUGAAUUCGAGUCACGUGUUUGCUGCUUCAAGGGAUAACUUCCUGCUCUGGCAUUAUGUCACUCCCAAAUCACACUCCACCCUAGGCAUUGCAGGAGCCAGACACAGAAAAGAGCGUCUCUAUCAUAUCGAUGAUACACCUUCUGGAGUUGCUGAAGUAAUACAAGAUUUGGACCGCUCGUUUCAACCUACCGUCAACACUCAGGCGACAAGUGACCCGAUCUGUUGCCUGGCGGCAAGCGACAAAGUGGUGCUUGUCGGUCGGGAGUCAGGUGUCAUACAGCGCUAUUCACUGCCACAGGUGGCGCUGGUUCAGCGUUACACUCACCAGUGUCGGCCGCAUCAGAUCGCAAUCAACUGCGACUCCACGCGAGCGUCAGUAGUGGAUGCGACGGGAGUGCUGACACUGGUCGACUUGGAGCCAGUGGGCGGGACAGGUGGUGGGGGUGGGGGCGGGGCGACCCAUUUGGAGCGCAAAGAUGUGUGGGCCAUGGUGUGGGCCUCAGACAACCCCCAACUGUUGGCCAUCAUGGAGAAGACGCGCAUGUACGUGUUGAGGGGUAACGAGCCUGAGGAGCCCAUCACCAGUGCUGGAUAUAUUUGCUAUUUCCACGACUUGGAGAUCAGAGCCGUGCUACUGGACGAGAUUGUGCAGCGUCCAGACCAGCCGUCGGUGGAGGAUCACAUUGUCGACCUGGAGGUGAAAUCGCUGCGUGACACCCGUCAGCUGCUCGACAAGGUCGGCUUAGCUGAGGCCACCACAUUCAUCGAGGAGAAUCCACAUCCAAGGCUCUGGCGGCUUCUAGCGGAAGCAGCCGUAAAGAAGCUGGACCUAGCGACUGGAGAGGCGGCGUUUGUCAGAUGUAGCGACUACGCAGGCAUCCAGCUGGUGAAGCGACUGUCGCAGGUCACCAGCGACCAGUUGAAGCGUGUCUUAGUCGCCGCCCACUUCAACGACUUCAACGAGGCCGAGCGACUCUAUCUCGAGUUGGAUCGCAGGGACUUGGCGAUUCAGCUGCGUCAGCAACUGGGCGACUGGUUCAGAGUGAUUCAGCUGAUGAAGAUGGGAGCCGGCAGCACUGACUCGCAGAUGGAAACUGCCUUCAACAAUAUCGGACAUCAUUUCGCCGAUACUAACAAUUGGUUGAGUGCUAAGGAAUACUAUGAGAAGGCGAAUAACGUGGAGAUGCUGAUGACGUCACUGCCUGAGAAGCACCCUCUACUGCCCCAGAUUGGCGAGAUAUUCGUGUCGGUCGGCAUGUGUCAUCAGGCCGUCAUCACUUAUGUCAAGAGUGGCUCACUACACUCGGCAGUGGAGGCUUGCGUGGACCUUCACCAGUGGGACUCUGCCGUGCGACUGGCUGAGAUGCACAACAUGCUGCCUGAGAUCGGCCGACUGCUGGACCGAUGUGCGGCCGACCUCCUCGCCAAGGGCCGCAUUCUGGAAGUGGUGCAACUCUAUCGCAAGGCGCAGCGCUACCUCGAUGCAGCCACACUCAUGUUCCAGCUGGCUGAUGAGCAAACAAAGAAAGGAGCCAAACCUCUGCGACUAAAAAAGCUGCAUGUGUUAGCUGCUCUUCUAGUUGAAGAGCAUAAUAAAUUGAAGAACAACCACAAUAUUCACUCAGACACCGCAACAAAGAGCCGCGCGUUAAUGGGUAGCUACGAAGUGGAGAGCAAUUCCACACUGGACCUGAAACUGAUAGACGCCGCGUGGCGGGGCGCUGAGGCCUAUCACUUUCUCAUGCUUUCUCAGAGGCAACUCUAUGAAGGUCAUGCCGAUGCGGCGAUGCAAACAGCGCUCUAUUUGAAGAACUACAGCGACAUUCUGAAUACAGAGGACAUCUACUGCCUGUUGGCUCUAGCCAGUUCGGCCUGUCGAGCAUUCGGCACCUGUUCGAGGGCGUUCAUGAGGCUGGAAAGCCUCGACAAUAUCCGGGAAUCUAAGAGAGAGGAGUACGCAGACAUUGCUAUUCAAAUAUUCACAAAGCAUGCCCCGCGUGACUUCCGAACCAACCAAGCAGAGUGCAGUUCGUGUGCUACGUUCAUCUCUCUCUGGACAGGUACAUGUGGUCGUUGUGAUACCAGAUACCCGGCAUGCAUAGCCACGGGACGGACAAUAACGGACGUCACUUCGGCGUGGUCCUGUCAAGCCUGUAUGCACAGUGCCUUCUACAAGGAGAUCAGCAAGUUCAGUAAUUGUCCGCUCUGUCACGUGCCUGUGCAACUCUAGCCAGCCGACCCCAAUUGCUCGAUUGGAAAGUGACCGGUUUUCCACUUCUUCAAACAACGGCAAACAUAUUUUAGAAAUCUAUAAAAUAAAAGUAUUUAUUAUUUUACAAAGGCGACUUUCUAGAAGUAUUUUAAGCCUAGGUGAUGAUGAUUGUAUGAAUGAUAAUACAAUGAAGGUAGAGUUAUGAAUGAAUCAAAAUUUAGGUUAUGCUAUCCACUUGAAUUGAUUUGAGUCCACUUUUCAGUCCAGAAAUAAAUAAACCCUUUUUUGAAAAGUUCUAAAUAUAAAAUAUCAAAUUAAAAACACAAAAAAUGGUACCAUGAUGUUAUUUUAUAAUAAGAUAAGUAACCCUGAAUACAUACAUCUUCUAUAAAAUAAAUUCAAUAUUUAAAGUGCCUCUUUGAUAAGUGGUUAGAAUGUGACUGCUCAUUAGCGUGACCUUUUCAAUGUUCUAUUUCUAUUCAGCUAUUUUGCGUUCAACUAUUAUUCGUAGCUUCAUUAUGUUUGUUAAUUCUCUGUCAGUUUCUUAUCUUUACAAUAUUCAUAUUUAUUGUGUUACUUCAUUUGUAAUUUAUUGAACAAUUUCUGUAAUUGUAUGGCAUGAGCUCAAAGUAAGUUAUAUGAUGAAAUGUAGGAGUUUGCUAAAUGAUAUCUAAUUGUCUUGAUAAAUGAAAUGAAAUUUUUUCUAUUGACCAUUGUAUUUUGUAAAAUGAAGUGAAUUUCCAAUUGAAUACCAAAGGAAAUAACAUUUAUUAUUAUUGUUGUUAUUAUACUGUAGCAAGUUGAUAAAAUGUGUGUUCUGUAAAGUUGAAUGAAACAUAUCUGGAAUAUAUACCCUA